AUGAGCAAAACUCGACACGCGUUGCGCCGAGCAGCGGCGCUAAAAUCCUACCACUCUUCCGCGUCGACGUCGUCCCGGUUGUUCUCGAGCGCAGGUGGCGGCAACGCCCUCUUUUCGAGGUCGACGACGACGAUUCCACGGCAGCAAACACAUCAAACACAAAAUGCGUUUUCCUUCUCGAGUAACCGUCGCGGAUUUCUUUCCAAUCCGUCACCAUCGUCGUCCUCGUUGGCGGAUCUGGCGUACGGUCCGAAACCAAUUAACUACGGGAUUCGAAUCGUUCCCGAGAGGACAGUCGCGGUGAUCGAACGAUUCGGGAAGUAUCACAAAACGUUAAGCAGUGGGAUUCAUCUUUUGAUACCUCUGGUGGAUUCUAUUGCUUACGUUUGGCACUUGAAAGAAGAGGCGAUACCGGUGGACAACCAAACGGCGGUGACGAAAGAUAACGUGGCGAUCAGCAUCGACGGGGUUUUGUACGCGAAAGUCGUGGAUCCGUUUAAUGCGAGCUACGGGGUGGAAAAUCCGGUGUUUGCGUUGUCACAGCUGGCGCAAACGACCAUGAGAUCGGAGAUCGGGAAGAUGUCGUUGGAUACGUUGUUCGAAGAGAGAGACCAUUUGAACGCGGCGAUUGUGAAAACGAUCAACGAAGCCGCCGGAGAUUGGGGGUUGAAGUGCAUGAGAUACGAGAUUCGAGAUAUUCUACCGCCGAGAGGUAUUCAAAAUGCGAUGGAGUUGCAAGCGGAAAGUGAACGACGGAAACGCGCGGCGGUUUUAGAGUCCGAGGCGGAGAGAGAGGCGUCGAUUAACGUGGCAACUGGUUUGAAAGAAAAGACGAUUUUAGAAGCGACCGGGGAGGCGGAAGCGAUCGUGGCGAAAGCAAAAGCGACGGCAACAGGGAUCACGGAAGUGGCGAAGUCGUUGUUAGGCACGGGUGGCGACGAGGCGGCGAGAUUUAAGAUUGCGGAGAUGUACAUGAACGCGUUCGCGCAAAUCGCCAAGGAAGGCAACACGAUGUUGAUUCCCGCAGAUGUCGGCAACCCGGCGAGUUUAGUCGCACAGGCAAUGGGGGCAUAUAAAACGAUCGAAAAUAGUAGUAAAAGUGGCUCUGUAGCGGAAGGAAGUAAUAGUGCGACGACGAUUGCUUCGGAGGUGAGAUCGGCGACGGAGAAAGCGCUCCCGCGAUCGAACGUGUUGAGCAAACCGACGAAACCGUCUACAAACGCGGACGAUGAUUAA
Molecule: messenger RNA, 1236 nt
Organism: Bathycoccus prasinos
Lineage: Eukaryota; Viridiplantae; Chlorophyta; Mamiellophyceae; Mamiellales; Bathycoccaceae
Product: stomatin-like protein
Exons: 1
Coding region: 1-1236 (411 amino acids)
Cellular component (GO): membrane
Source: RefSeq, a predicted model, not a curated record